AUGGAAUACUUCAAGAAUAUACUGGUGAAGAUGUUAUUCCUGAAUUCGGAUUCGUUCAAGUAUGCCACUGAUUGUGAGCGUGAAUCUGAUUAUUCAGUUGAAGGCCUAGUGCAAAGCAUCGAAGCACUUCCAUGUUGUAAUGCUGGUAUCGAUGAAGAGUCAUCCAGUGAUUUUGAUGACAAAUAUGACAACACCAAUAAUAAAUCUAAUCUCAGCCCUAAAAUUGAUGAGACUUCGAUAGAACUACCACCAGUUCGAGAGCUAUACAAUGAAGGGCAGUUAUCACCAACUGAUCGUGAUAUGAUAAGACCGUUGCUGAUCGAUGACGCUCAACAGAAACUACAGCAAUCACUCAUACGUAGUCUUCGCGAUGAAUCUAGUGCUGAACAACUCGAAGCGAUUGUUGGAACUGCACAGUUAGUGGAGCGUUUUGGUUGUGUAUUUAUCAGUUAA
Messenger RNA from Anisakis simplex (herring worm), 453 nucleotides. Lineage: Eukaryota; Metazoa; Nematoda; Chromadorea; Rhabditida; Anisakidae. The record is from the annotation of a GenBank genome assembly.